ACCAACGAAAGAGGAAGGAAGGUUUAUUCACAAGACAACUGGGUAGAAGUGUAUAGCUGUGUUGAAAGGCACAACACUCAAAAUAACAUUGGACCAAAAUACUUUUUUAUAAAAGGCCUUUUAUUUUCUGCAACGACUGGCAACCAAUAUAAAACAGUGAAGAAGAUGGUGGCCGUGACAUUCUUGUUCCUCUGCUACUGGGCUGCAGGUGUCCACGGUGACCUCAGCCGUAUCCAGGUUACUCUGGAGCCAGACAGGCCCUCUCUGAGGGUGCAGCUCUCUCACACCGCCCACCUGCGCUGCUGCUACUCAGCCACAAGGGGAGCCGUGGAAACCACCUGGUUCAUCAGCAUCCAGACGGUCAACGGCACGUCCGCCCUGCAGGGAGUGGACCGGAGAGACAACCGUGUGACAGUGGAUGAGGGGAACCUGACGGCGGCAGGGGUCAUGUGUCACACACUCAUCCUGAAGGAGGCCCGUCUGAACGACUCAGGGUUGUACCAGUGUUUUCUCAACCAUAGCGCCCUGCGGCACUCUGUGUACACCUACGGCACCUUCCUGCAGGUCUACAGGCCGAUGGUGAAGAUUCUGGACAUCAGUGAAAGCACCAAGAACAGGAUCCUGACUGCUGAGGGAAUGUUACUGAUGGUGGUGGUGCUUCUGCAUGGUACCAUGAUGCUCUGUAAGACGAAGAAACUCAAUCAACUGAAGAAGAAAAGGGUCAAAAAGGAAGAGGAGAAUAUCUAUGAGGGUCUAAAUCUGGAGGAAUGCUGCUCCACAUAUGAUCAGAUCCAGCGCUUUCUGGUGCAGGGCCCCUACCAAGACGUGGGAAACAUGAUUAUGGAGGAGGAAAUCCAACUGGAGAAGCCUUGAAUGAGAGCGGGGAGGAAGAGAGGGUGGGAGAAGAGUAAUUUGAUAGAACAGAGUUGUGGUGGGGGUUUUGAUACGAAUUUUCUUCAAAACUGCCCCCCCACUUAUGUUUGAAUUUAUAGAGGUGACCUGCAUUUUCCUUGCAGCCUUUGCCUAUAUUUGAAUCUCAUUUCUUAGUGGACCAAAAAGGCAGUAACCUACAAUGUCAGAGGGAAUUUUGCUUUCAAUUUAGCCUUUCAUUACAAAUGCCAAUACCUAGACACUUUAUAUUCAUAAGAUAGAUUUUUUUCUGCAUGUUUGCAUUUUCAAUGCUUUUGUGUAUGCAUUGGCCAAAUGUUUUUUUCCCUCUCCAAUCUCCAUAAUUCAAGGCCUGAAUUGUGCUUAGUAAAUAAAAUUAUAAAACUGA
This is a messenger RNA of Salvelinus fontinalis (brook trout), 1276 nucleotides long. It is a transcript of the gene cd79a, whose product is annotated as CD79a molecule, immunoglobulin-associated alpha. The transcript is spliced from 5 exons. The coding region runs from base 166 to 873 and encodes 235 amino acids. Lineage: Eukaryota; Metazoa; Chordata; Actinopteri; Salmoniformes; Salmonidae. Gene Ontology annotation, cellular component: B cell receptor complex; external side of plasma membrane. The record is from RefSeq and is a predicted model, not a curated record. Gene Ontology annotation, biological process: B cell receptor signaling pathway; B cell differentiation.